AAAAAAAUGUACGUUAAAGGGGAAAAAUCAGUGAAACAAACUACUUUGCAUAACACUUAUAUUUCCUAUAUAAUAAUAAGAUAUACUAUAAGUGGUAAAGAUUAUAAUUCUUAAGUUCUUUUUAAAGAACAAAAUAUGCUUAUAAUAACCAGAGCAAAAAUAAACUAAAAUAUAUAUAUUGCCUUUAUAAAUUUGCUUGUUUACUUCUUGCAGAAAAAAUUUAAGACAGCUUAAGAUAUAAAAACAAAACAGCAUAAAUUAAGAAGUGGAACCAAAGACAGAAAGUGGAGCCAGGAGUGGGGCUUGAGUAUUGAGUAUACAUACCUCAAAAUCCUGUAAAGUUACUACUGACUGGGCCAAAGAUUUACCGCUAAGGUUUCUAGGCUCAUAAAUGGGAAAUCUGAUCAGCUACACAGUUCCGUGCCUGUAGCCUAGAGGGCAGACUCUGUCCUGGUGCCAGGCUUGGCCCUAGCACCCUGCCUGGCUCAGGCAACAGAAGGGGCUCAGCAACUGUUAGUUAAAUGAAUGAAUGGUCUCAGGGAAAAUACAGCUCUUUUUGGUUCUUUUUUUUUUUUUUCUGUUCUUUGAGAAUGGAGCCUCACUAUGUUGCCCAAAACUGGUCUUGAACUCCUAGGCUCAAGCCAUCCUUCCACUUCAGACUCCCAAGUACCUGGGACUACAGGCACAUGGCACGGUGCUUUUGGUUCUUAGAUCAGCAAUACAGAUUGCUUUUGAGAGGUUCAAUACAGAGGACACCACUUAACCUCCUAAGUAUACUGCAAUGAACAUGGUGCUUAGCCACAUCCUUAGAGUUGUCACACUGAUAAGUUUGACAGCCUUUUUUCUUGCUGCUUGCCUCUAUAUGAACUAACGGCCUUACACCAAGGUGUGGUCAGUAAAAGUGGGUUUACAAUGGGUGUUCUCUGUAUCAGCAGAAUCUGAAAUAGACCCUUAAAAGUAUCCAACCCAAAGUAGUCAGACAUGGUGGCAUGCGCCUACUGUAGUCCCAGAUACUCGGGAGGCUAAGGCAGGAGGAUCGCCUGAUCCUGGGAAGUUGAGGCUGCAGUGACCCAGGCUAAGGCAUUCUGGCCUAGGCGACAGAGCAAGACCUUGUCUCAAAAAUAUCUAACCCAAAUAAUAUUUACAAUGAAAUUAUUUCCUUUCCUUCUAGAAUGCAAGAGGUUUUAUUAAUAAAAUGUUCUAUCAUGUAUCUUUUGAAACAAAAACUUAUAAUUUAAAAACUAACCUCUCCCUUGAUUUAUUUUUUCCCUCUACUCCAGGAAUGUUAGAGAUGUUUAGAACACUGGCUUUAUAAUAUAUAACUCAGGUUCUUGGAGUCUAUCAUUGUGAGAGUGGGUGAAUGCUUAUCCAGUUGGUUCCCUGGAACUAGAAUUGGAAAACUCUAAGGAUUCUCUCCUGAAAGACAAUGUGCAAGAUUUUUGAAUCCUUGGUAGAUCACAAGUUAAGCAGCUUUUGGACUUUAGAGGAUGACCAGUCAUUCUUUCUGGGUUGGGAAAUCAGCAUUUGUCUCCUGGCUGCUGAGCUCUUAGCUUUCAUCUUGCGGGCCUCCCCACAAGCUCCUCCUGUACCUGCAGUGACAGAACAGCACUAAAGAGUGGAUAAAGGAAAAGGGAACUCAGUUACUGAUUUGUGGUCAGGGCACCAUGUGAGAUGCUUUAUAUAUGUUAUCACUUGUAAUCUCUAUAACAUCCCUGCAAGGUAGCCCUCCUUGUUUUCAGGACAAGGAAGCCAGUGUUCUCAGAAGUCAUAAUAGCCAAAAAAUAAUGAAAUGAAUUUGAAAUCUGGAAUGAUUGAAUCCAAACCCAUGGUCCUGCCACAUAGUCUCCUUUUCUUAGGAAUAACAGAAAUUGGCACACUGAGAAAUAGUUGUAAGAUGUAGAACUCUCUGGUGAGUAGAUCCUGAUUAUUCCUGAAAGAAUUGACAGAAUUGAGUUUCCAGGUCUCAAGAGCUAAGCUGAGCCUUAGUCUGGAGUGACCCUACCAAGGUCCAUCAUGCCCAGGGAGAUCCAGGCUGAGUCAGCUAUCCUUUCUGCCUUUGGCACUUCUUAACUGUGUAUCUUAGCAAUAAUUUGGCUCUUCCAAAAAUGAACUCGAAUUUCUUACUUCAAAGUCUUCUCCUUGUAUUUGCUUAUCCACUUAAAUGCUUUUUAGUUUCAUGUUAAUACUGAAUACUGCCAAAUCUGUACACCUACCGUCCCCACCUGGGUUUCCCACAAAAGCCUUUGCACUCAUUUUGUUCCAACCAAACUCACUUGCCCACUAACCCAGCUUUUCCUCCUGCACAUGCUUUUUCAUUUGUUGACAAAAGUCAAGCUGUUAUAAAAGAUCCAUUUGGGUCAAGCUAAAGACCUGAACACCAUCCUUGGUCCUUCCCUUAUUCCCACUUCUCCAUAUAUAUCGAAUGAGAUCCUUUUUAACCCCUAAACACUGCUCCCUUCUAUCUCUUCCCCUCAGUCCAACCACCAUUGCUCCAGUUCAAGCCAUCAUUAGCUUUUCUCUGGACAAUUGCAGCAGCUUCCUAAAUGGUGUGUCUGUUUCCAGUUCUGUGUCCUCAGAGCCCUCCUCCUCAACACAGCUGCCGGAGAUGGAUCUCAAAUGCAAUCUGAUUACAUCAAUUUCAGUAUAAAACCUUUCUCUGCUUAUAGGAUUACCUAUAGGAAAAAAUUCAAGCUUACUAACCAAGCAGCCAGGGUCCUCCAGGGAUAGCCCUUGCCUCUGUCUACAGCACCGCUUCUCUUCACACACAACCGGUGUGCUCACAAAUUCCUCAUUAAAUCACGACUUCAACACCUUGGCUAAAGUGUCGCGUUCAGCACAGAGAUGGAAGUAAGAGGCAGAAAACAGAAGAACCGCGAGAGAAAUGGAUCCUGUCUAUUAAGGCAACAUGAUGCAGCGUUAAAAGGUUAGGAGGUUGCGAUCCCCGGGGCUAAGAGAAAUAAACUGCUGGCGGUGAACGAAAGGGGUGCUGGAGCGCAGCGAUCUCGAACCUUUCCCUUACAGCCAAACCCUGGCCAAUGCCACAAAUUUCAAAUCGCCUUAAAACUAAACUGUCUGGCGCUUAACGGUUCCCUCCGCUGAGCGAAACCCUUGGCUACUGCUGAUUUAACUACGGGUCCGCGCGAGUUACUUUCCAGGGAACUGAAUUCAGAAGAAAGAGUCACCGAAGCCUUACUCCUAUCCCAAAAUUAGAAUUCCCUUUUUCUUAAGUCAUAUAGGAAACACACAGUUCACAAGUCCUGCGGUGCAAAGGUGUGAACCCUGGCCCAGGGAGGUGGUGACUCCCCCGCCCUCUGCCUCCCGGUUGUCCUGCUUCCGAAAGCAACCCACGACGGUCCCGCAGGAUGAGGGUUCGCUGGGAUCAGUUCCCUGGGAUCCGGAGAAUGCUACGCGGAGUCUCCCUACAGGGCUCCGCUGCUGUACGAGACCACUGAACCCCCUGAAAGCUUCCCUGAAGCAGCGCGCAUAAUCCCGGGACCUUCUCUGGAAGGCGCGCCGAGAGCGGUGCGCGUGGCCUGGCACCGGAAGGAGCCAGCUUCCGUGCUCCGAGGCACCCCCGGACAGCGCCCCGGGCCGCGGGUUCCUCCUCUGAUACCCGGGCGUCGGCGCCGGGAUCGGGAGCUUCGGGGGCCCACCGGCACUAACGGUUUUCGCUUCCCUGGCGGGCAGCUGGACGAGGUCCCGCCGCUGCACCGGGAGGGACCGUGGGUAGAAAAAGCCGCUGCAGCGCCGGGGCGAUGGGGCUGAGGGCACCGUCACUUGUUGCGACCAAUAAACGGCGCUCGAUCCUGAUGCGCUGUUUCUAAAAUCUUUAGCUGUGUCCCGAUCCCUCCAACCCAAGCCCCUCGGCUGGGAGGAAGGGGCAAGCGAGAGCCGCUGGCGCUGUGGGAGGGGAGGGGCGCCGCGCCCCAAGAGCCCCCGUCCCGCUCUGCGGCAGCCGCCCCGGGGCGCCCAGCCGCCCGCUUCCCUCAGCAGAGCGUCUUCCCUGACGGUGAAACCGCGCGGGACACAACCCACCGCGGCUCAUCACCCACUUACAAAUAGCUGUCGCUACGAUUCCCGCCACUCCUCUCAGACCGGCCCCCCCGCCACCUCUGCCACUUUUCGGAGUCCCCCGCCCUCGUCACUGCCUCCCCGGAGCUGCGGGGCAGUCGGACGCAGAGCUGCCGAACCGCGAGAACGCCUGGCCAGAGCUGCCCUCUGCAGCCGAGCCGGCGCCCCCUGCCCUUCACCGCCGCGCUGGGCGGGCGCCCCCGCCGCCCUCACUCCGCUCCUCCCGGCUCCUCGCGCGCAGGUCGCGGAGCUCCUCCACCGCUGGGUGCAGCGAGGCCGGCGCGAUGCGGCAGCUGUGCCGGGGACGAGUGCUGGGCAUCUCGGUGGCCAUCGCGCACGGGGUCUUCUCGGGCUCCCUCAACAUCUUGCUCAAGUUCCUCAUCAGCCGCUACCAGUUCUCCUUCCUGACCCUGGUGCAGUGCCUGACCAGCUCCACGGCGGCGCUGAGCCUGGAGCUGCUGCGGCGCCUCGGGCUCAUCGCCGUGCCCCCUUUCGGUCUGAGCCUGGCACGCUCCUUCGCGGGGGUCGCGGUGCUCUCCACGUUGCAGUCCAGCCUCACGCUCUGGUCCCUGCGCGGCCUCAGCCUGCCUAUGUACGUGGUCUUCAAGCGCUGCCUGCCCCUGGUCACCAUGCUCAUCGGCGUCCUGGUGCUCAAGAACGGCGCGCCCUCGCCAGGGGUGCUGGCGGCCGUGCUCAUCACCACCUGCGGCGCCGCCCUGGCAGGAGCCGGCGACCUGACGGGCGACCCCAUCGGGUACGUCACGGGAGUGCUGGCGGUGCUGGUGCACGCCGCCUACCUGGUGCUCAUCCAGAAGGCCAGCGCUGACACAGACCACGGGCCCCUCACCGCGCAGUACGUCAUCGCCGUCUCCGCCACUCCGCUGCUGGUCAUCUGCUCCUUCGCCAGCACCGACUCCAUCCACGCCUGGACCUUCCCUGGCUGGAAGGACCCAGCUAUGGUCUGCAUCUUCGUGGCCUGCAUCCUGAUCGGCUGCGCCAUGAACUUCACCACGUUGCACUGCACCUACAUCAACUCGGCCGUGACCACCAGCUUCGUGGGCGUGGUAAAGAGCAUCGCCACCAUCACGGUGGGCAUGGUGGCCUUCAGCGACGUGGAACCCACCUCUCUGUUCAUUGCCGGCGUGGUGGUGAACACCCUGGGCUCCAUCAUUUACUGUGUGGCCAAGUUCAUGGAGACCAGAAAGCAAAGCAAGUACGAGGACCUGGAGGCCCAACCCAGGGGAGAGGAGGCACAGCUAAGUGGAGACCAGCUACCAUUCGUGAUGGAGGAGCUGCCUGGGGAGGGAGGAAAUGGCCGGUCAGAAGGUGGGGAGGCAGCAGAUGGCCCCCCUCAGCAGAGCAGGCAAGAGGUCAGGGGCAGCCCCCGAGGAGUCCCGCUGGUGGCUGGGAGCUCUGAAGAAGGGAGCAGGAGGUCGUUAAAAGAUGCUUACCUCGAGGUGUGGAGGUUGGUUAGGGGAACCAGGUAUAUAAAGAAGGAUUAUUUGAUAGAAAACGAGGAGUUACCCAGUCCUUGAGAAGGAGAUGCAUGUAUGUACCUAUGUGCAUACACUUAUUUUAUAUGUUAGAAAUGACAUGUUUUAAUGAGAGGCCUCCCCAUUUUAUUCUUUGAGGAGUGGGAAAGGGAAGAAAAGAAAGAAGCUGAAAGGUACUGACACAGAGCAACAAAAUUAGCACCUGUGUGAAUUUAGUGUGACUUCACCUGAGGCAUCACAGAGACAAAAGAAUGUGAAGGUACUUAACAAAGUAAGGCAAUGGUUUCUGCUUCAGACUCCUGGCACAUUUAAUUUUUGUCAUUAUAACCAUAACUAAAUAUCUGCAUGUACCAAGAGUCCCCAAGCCACCCCCUCCAAAGAUGGAGUGUAGAAAUGAUGAGAGCACUUAAUAAGUUCAAAGAUGACAUUCAGGGAUGCAUUUUUGAUGAUAGAACUACAGUUUUUAUCGCCAGCUGGGCAAAGAGUAUAUUGCUGAAAUGAUAUAUAAAUAUACUGAAUUGAUGUUUACUGAUUAUAGUCAUCUGAAAUACCAUAUUUACUCUGAUUCUACUCACUUGUUUUUUAAAAAUAGGUGUCCUAUUACUGUAUUAUAUAUUGAUAGAAACUGUAAAAGCUAUUUUGAAAAUAUGAGUUCUUAGCUUUAAUCAUGAAGUCUAGUUUGCUUUUAGUAAUUAUCUUAAAAGUUGUUCCAUUCAUUGCUUUAUAAUAUUUAUUACUGAAUGCCAAACCUGUUCUUUUUUUUUUUUUUUUUUACUGUGUCCAAUAUUCUUUCAAGCAAAUGCAAUGGCUGGAAUAUAAUUCAGAAUUAACUGAAACCCAGCCAGAAGAGGGACCACCUGUAAAGCAAGUCCUUUCAAGUUGUGCUGCACAUCCCAAACCAUGUUACAAAAAGAGCAACUGCUAUAUUCACAUUAUGAUAUUUUUCUAUCUUAAAUUUGUCAAAAUAAAGUAUGAGUCUAACUAUUAAAA
Molecule: messenger RNA, 6554 nt
Organism: Piliocolobus tephrosceles (Ugandan red Colobus)
Lineage: Eukaryota; Metazoa; Chordata; Mammalia; Primates; Cercopithecidae
Gene: SLC35D3
Product: solute carrier family 35 member D3
Exons: 4
Coding region: 4356-5606 (416 amino acids)
Source: RefSeq, a predicted model, not a curated record